Messenger RNA from Anneissia japonica, 909 nucleotides. Its product is annotated as adipocyte plasma membrane-associated protein-like. The transcript is spliced from 4 exons. The record is from RefSeq and is a predicted model, not a curated record. Gene Ontology annotation, molecular function: strictosidine synthase activity. Gene Ontology annotation, biological process: biosynthetic process. Bases 1 to 843 code for a protein of 280 amino acids. Lineage: Eukaryota; Metazoa; Echinodermata; Crinoidea; Comatulida; Comatulidae.
AUGGUAGGUGUUCUGUACACAGGCAUAGAUGAUGGUCGGUUAAUUGCAAUUAAUGGUACUGAAGUUAAUACUAUAGCAUCAUUUCAUGCAAGUAAUGAUGAGUCUAUACCAUGUGGUAUCCCAGCCAUAGAACAUCUGUGUGGACGCCCUCUAGGACUACGGUUCGACAAGAGUGGAUCAUCCUUGUAUAUAAUAGAGGCUUAUUCUGGAUUGUAUAAGAUUAACUUAACUUCAGGUACUGCACAACAUCUUUCCAAGUACAAUGAUCAAUAUAUAGGGGAACAUAUGCAAUUUGUCAAUGACCUUGAUGUAACUUCUGAGGGCGUGGUGUACUUCAGUGACUCCAGUUCCCAGUGGCACCGACGGGAUUAUGCCUACUUGGGAGUUGAGGGGUCUGCAACAGGAAGGAUUUUUAAGUAUAAUCCUAGUACAGACCGCACCGAGGUUGUUCUUGAUGAUCUAGCUUUUCCAAAUGGAGUGCAAUUGUCUCCCAAUGAAGACUUCCUUCUUUUUUGUGAAACAACAUAUGCAAGAAUAAAUUUGUUGUUUCUAAAGGGAACCAUGAAGGGCCAAGUUGUAAGCUUUGUUGAGAAUUUACCAGGACUGCCGGACAACAUUCGAGUCAGUAGUAAUGGCGGUUACUGGGUUGGCUUUAGUGUUGUACGUAAACAGCCUUUCUCACUCUUCGAUUUCUUAUCAGACAAGCCUUGGGUUAGAAGUUAUAUUUCAAAGGUAAUAACCCAACUUUUUGUUUAUGUUAUUCUAACAGAAAUAAUGCACUCUUCAAAGUGCCUUUUCCAUGUGUUAGGAUUAGUUACAUCCUCUAGAUCGGGAAGGCCCUAGUCAUACCCACUUAGGCUCUUGUAGGGAAUAUUUUAACACCGUCAGGGUUGUUUUCCCUCUUCCUAU